AUGGCGUACCAGCGAUGCCAGACCACCACCUUCCAACCCUGCGACAGUUUCUUCGUUGAGACCUACGACCAGGAGUAUGCACCACAGCCACAGCCACACUCACAUUCCCACCCACAGCUGGGACCCAAGGAGCAUGCACGGCUCUUGGCUAGGGAGCGUCAGUACGCAAUGGCCGACCAGAUGUCACGGCUUGCCACGGACGAGUAUCAGGAAGACAUUCUUUCUCAUAUGCACAUGAUGGACACCGCCACCCAGCCUGACGUCGAUUCGAUAGACAUCCAGACCGAGAUCCAGUGGUUUAUGAGACCAUAUCUCCUCGAUUUUCUCAUCGAAGCACACGCCGCCUUCCAAUUGCUACCUGCCACCUUGUUCCUGACUGUCAACCUGCUUGACAGAUACUGCUCGAAACGAGUCGUCUACAAGAGACACUAUCAAUUGGUCGGAUGUGCUGCACUUCUCAUUGCUGCCAAGUAUGGUGAUAAGAAGGACCGUGUUCCAACCAUCAAGGAGCUCAAGUCCAUGUGUUGCUCGCUGUACGAUGACGAUAUGUUCGUACAGAUGGAAUGGCACGUACUGCAAACCCUCGGCUGGUCCAUCGGUCACCCAACUGUCGACAGCUUCCUCCAGAACGCCGUCGUCGACACCCCAUACGAUCCCGAAGUCGAACAUCUCGCUUUGUAUAUCGCUGAGAUAUCCCUCUUCCACCGUGACUUUGUCUCCAAGCUGUCGUCCGACCUCGCCAGAGCUUCCCUGGCUCUGUCUCGCUGCAUACUAAACCGUCCACAGGCUCCUCAGGUGGACUGGGCAUCCAACUACGACUCACUAACCCUAGUUAGCCUCUCCCAGUACCUACAAAAGCCUUCGCAUGUCCUGGCCCGAAAGUACUCCUCCGCGCACUACUCGCGAGCAUCGAAGAUUCUCGAACAAUUCCUCGCCCGUCAAGAGUCAAUCAACAAGUCCUAUAAUCCUCCCACCCCUCCAACCGAUCGCCUGUGCGAGUCCAAGCCAUCGUAUGAAGGUGAGGCAGGAUUGGCCACCCCUCAAAAGGCACAGUACCCAGCCGUAUCCCACGGCUACAUCACGCCGCCCAUCACGCCGGAGAAUGAUGCGUUUGGUGCCUCGGGAAACCCAAAUAUAGCAAAGGAUGGAAAUACGAUGCUAUAUACUUGCCCGCCGUCACCUACGCCAGCGCCAACCAUGCAGUACACAACCCAACAUUAUGAAAUGACAGAUGCAACUGCCUAUUCACAUCAUCGACUCUUUUCACAACCGCCUGCACAAACCUUCAAUCCCGUGUUUUGA
This is a messenger RNA of Arthroderma uncinatum, 1302 nucleotides long. Its product is annotated as G1/S-specific cyclin CLN1. NCBI's taxonomy places the organism in Eukaryota, Fungi, Ascomycota, Eurotiomycetes, Onygenales, Arthrodermataceae. Gene Ontology annotation, molecular function: cyclin-dependent protein serine/threonine kinase regulator activity. The transcript has a single exon. The record is from RefSeq and is a predicted model, not a curated record. Bases 1 to 1302 code for a protein of 433 amino acids. Gene Ontology annotation, biological process: regulation of cyclin-dependent protein serine/threonine kinase activity; mitotic cell cycle phase transition. Gene Ontology annotation, cellular component: centrosome; nucleus; cytoplasm.